Messenger RNA from Notechis scutatus (mainland tiger snake), 2105 nucleotides. Lineage: Eukaryota; Metazoa; Chordata; Lepidosauria; Squamata; Elapidae. The record is from RefSeq and is a predicted model, not a curated record.
AGAAGUCUGGUGCCCUGUGAGGGACAUCGAGCUCAGUUUCUGCCUGUCACAGAGCUGUUAAGACAAGCACAAGUUCAGAACUGUUUCUGCUGUUUGGACUUCAGUAUGGCGGAUAUGUUUUAUAACAAUUUGAAGGAACCACCUACUUCUACUGUCAUGUUGGAAAGCUGCCAGUUCUGUCAGGUCAUCUUUGCAAACAUAGAGAAAUUCUAUGUUCCUGGAACAGAUAUAACUUGCUAUUAUAACCUUUCCCGGUACUUCAUGCCUCGCAAGAAGGAUUGGGUGGGCAUAUUCAGAGUGGGAUGGAAGACAACUCGUGAAUACUUCACAUUCAUGUGGGCCCCUAAGCCCAGAUAUUCUGAGACCGGCUAUGCUGAACCACAGCAGGUGGUUUUUAAAGCCUACUAUCUGCCAAAGGAUGAUGAGUAUUAUCAGUUUUGCUAUGUUGAUCAAGAUGGGCAAAUCAAUGGGACCAGUGUCCCCUUUCAAUUCCGUACUGAGACUAAUGAUGACAUACUUAUCGUUACUAAAGAGGGAGAAGUGGAGAAAAUACAGCAGCAAAAUGCAAUGUUGCUUCAAGAAAACAAGAACCUGAAGAAGAAUCUGGCAAAUCUCCAGGAGCAGAAUAUGCAUCUACAAGAAGAACUUGUGGCAGCUAAGGUUCUUCAAGAUAAAGUGAACACUUUAGAGAACAAAUGUGAGAAACUUGAAUCCCAAAUGACAGAUCUGGAAAAGGAGAAGUAUGCCAUAAAGGACGACCUGAUGCAGAUCAAAGAAGAGAAAGAAUCUGUAUUAUCUGAGAAAGAAAAGAUGGGAAACCAGCUGAAAACCACUUUGUGCCAAAAAGAAGAAUUUCAAUUACAAGUGCAAAUUCAAAAGAAGGAGAUGGACAACCUGCAGGAGACAAUUAAAGAUAAAGCAAAGCACCUGAAAGAAUGGAAGGGAGAGAAUUAUCAAUUAAAUGCUGCCUUGUUUAGACAGCAAAUGUUGAACAAGAUCCAGGAAGAACAAACACUUGCACUUCAAAUCCUGAAGAAGCAAAAAGAUGAACUACACCAAGAAAAACAGAAAUUAUGGCAAGAAAAUGAAGACUUGAAGGCAACCACCCCUGAAAUACGCAGUUCAUCUGCUGGACUCCCAUCCCAGUCACCACCUAAUUCUGGGCUCCUGUUUGAAAAUCCAUAUUCUGCAUCACCAAAAAUUGUUCAGACGAAUCCGGUCUCUCUGAAAAAGUGUCCCAUAUGCCAGGAAGUCUUCCCUAAUGACAUUGGACAACAACAAUAUUUGGAUCAUGUGCAAAAUCACAUUCUCGAUUGUCCAUAUUGCAAUAAAACCUUUGACAGCUCCGACAAGCAAGUGUAUGAUGACCAUGUCUUUUGCCAUCGCUUAGACCAGGCUUAAGCCUGCUUGCAUCACUUGCCCUAAACUAUUACACUAAUGCCCUUUUUUAUUUCCCCCCUCUCCUUUUUCCAUUUCUCUCCUUUGUAUGAUUUGGCAGGGAUAGAUACUUGAUCUGCUAAAAUUGACAUAUCAAGUCUGUCAUUGGGCCUGAAGUGCUGAUUACUUUAAUUUUCUUGUGAUACAUGUGUUAAAUUAAAUAAUACAUUAUGCUGUUGCUUUGGAAGCAGAAAUUUCCAUAUUUAAAUCUUAUAUUUAAAAAUAAGAUGCUUCCUUCCCCCCUCACCCACCCUAAAUCUUCCAUGAAUAAUGGAUCAUGUUCAUGAUAAGUAGAGAUUUCUAGCUUUGCUAGAAAGAAUAUCUCUAGCAUAUGGGCUCCAGCACAAGUCUGAAAGUUUGGGAGACAAAACCUCUGGUCCCUCAGAUUGGAUUCUAAAACAUUAUCCUGGGACACGUAUAUUCACCUUCUUUUGUGAUUUCCAGCUCUGCCUGUCGUAAAGAAUAAAACUUGCACUUUUUGCUUGCUUUGCUUGUUUUAUGCCUGUUUAGGCAAAGCAACAAUGUGCCAUAUCUGUUGUCAGGGAGCUCACUCUCAUAUCAGAAAAUUAUCUGAAGAAGGAACCCAAUUUUUUAAUGACAUUGAGAUUGAUAAAGGUACUGACAAGUUUUCACCAGUAUUGUCACUGUAUGGAAAGGAGAAUGUUAAA